AUGUACCGCUCGUUUCUUGGCGUUGCUUUGCUCUCAAUACUGCAGGCUUCGGAUGUUAGCUCCUCUAUUCCAUAUUUGAAUCCAGAUUUUCAAAUGUAUCAGGACCCGGGAAAGUGCUUGCCGCUCCAAGAGAAAUGGUACACCUUAUACAGGAACUACGAGUCCGACCCUGCGUUUGGUGGAACUGAUCCAUGCAUCGAAUUCACUUGUCUGGGUCCGGCAGUGGACGGUGCCUUCCCUUUUACAGUUCGAUACGGAGACAGUUCGGCCAAUUUGACGCUGACCCUAUCGGCAUCUGAAGGAUACACGACACAAAACCUUUUGUACUUUCAACCAAUUGGACAAAAGGAGUCAAUGUUGCUGACCGCCUCUUACGUUGACUGCAUGACCUGCGUUGUAUUCAGAAGCACAUACCUAAACGAGGGUGCCUGUUCUCUUAUUGUUCCUGAAAGCGCACUGGGGAAAGAGCUCUCCUGUUGCGACUACCUGUUUGACCUACUGUGCGAUGCAACUCCGAAGUUCACUAUCUACGAUGAGAGCUGCUCAAAGUAA
Ixodes scapularis (black-legged tick) is the source of this 552-nucleotide messenger RNA. RefSeq lists its product as uncharacterized. The transcript has 5 exons. Gene Ontology annotation, biological process: symbiont-mediated perturbation of host defenses. Gene Ontology annotation, molecular function: amine binding. The record is from RefSeq and is a predicted model, not a curated record. Bases 1 to 552 code for a protein of 183 amino acids. Lineage: Eukaryota; Metazoa; Arthropoda; Arachnida; Ixodida; Ixodidae.